ACAUCUUUUCCAUGUGUCAUGGUCCCCUUUGGUGUCACUGAGAUGACCCCACGUAUACAGAUGCGUGGGACCCAAAUUGCGUCUUAUCACGCCCAGUAAUUGGAACACUUUUUAGCUUAUCUGGCGAUCCAUACCGACACCUUCCUUUAAUGUAGAGCAGAGCACAGUAAGGAAGAAAAACAAAACCCCUUGCCCUCUCCAACUAGAAACUCCCUCCCAUCUCACCCUCAAUAACAAAAACAACACAGUCAAAAACAACGCAGCCUCAACUGUGUUGUUUUUGUAAGUAUUUAUAUUAGGCUUCGCUUCGCAGUUAAAAAAAAAAAAAAAAAAACAUCUCUGCUAAUUUUAGCUAAGCGUUAGACAAGCUUACAUACUUCACCUAUAUCAUAUAAUUGACCCUCUCCUCUACGAGACCACUUCACUCCCUCCUCACCUUAUAAAAAAUGGUUUCGCCUGACCUUUCUCAGUGUCAGACUUCUCCAAUGGCCAAACCAUCUCUGCGCAACAAAGCCUCGUUGUGGGUCACUGAUAGUUUUCUCUUUCUCGGUGGAGUUUUCGUCGCUCUUUUACUUGUUUGGACUCUCUGGUCCUUCAUAACCCCUCCUACCCCCAAUCCCACCCCCAAUUUUGGUCACACCGUUCUCAAACCCGUGACUGCAGGUGGUUUGGACUCGCUAACCUGCACCGGAGAUGGGCAGGGUCCUAACCUGCGCCACGACCCGCCGGAGACAACUUUUUACGACGACCCACAACUGAGUUACUCGAUUGGGAAGCCGAUGAAGAACUGGGACGAGAAGCGGAGGGAGUGGCUGAGCCGCCACCCUUCGUUCGCCGGCGGAAAUGGACGGGUUCUCAUGUUGACAGGAUCGCAGGCGGCGGCUUGUAAGAACCCCAUCGGCGACCAUUUGCUGCUGAGGUUUUUCAAGAACAAGGUGGAUUACUGUCGUCUCCACGGCUACGAUAUCUUCUACAACAAUGCGCUGCUCCACCCGGAAAUGUUCUCCUACUGGGCCAAACUCCCGGUGGUCCGGGCCGCCAUGAUGGCCCACCCGGAAGCCGAGUGGAUCUGGUGGGUCGACUCGGACGCGUUGUUCACUGACAUGGAGUUUAAGCUUCCACUGGAGCGUUACAAGAACCACAACCUUAUCGUCCACGGGUGGCCUCAUCUAAUCCUCGACAAGCAUAGUUGGACGGGUCUAAACGCCGGCGUUUUUCUGAUCAGGAACUGCCAAUGGUCUCUGGAUUUCAUGGAGGUGUGGGCCGGUAUGGGCCCACAGACCCCUAAUUACGAAAGAUGGGGUGAGAUUCUCAGAUCAACGUUCAAGGACAAGGCAUACCCAGAGUCAGACGAUCAGACGGGCCUGGCGUACUUGAUCUACAAAGAGAAGGAAAAAUGGGGGAACAAAAUUUACUUGGAAAACGAAUUCUACUUCGAAGGGUAUUGGGAGGAAAUCGUUGGGAGUUUCGAGAAUAUCACGGAAAAGUACAAGGAGAUAGAGAGAAGGGAAAACAGGUUAAGGAGGAGACACGCUGAGAAAGUGAGCGAGCAAUACGGUGCGUUUAGGGAGGAGCAUCUGAAGGAGGCGGGAUUGGGUAAGGGAAGCUGGAGGAGACCGUUUAUCACGCAUUUCACGGGUUGUCAACCAUGCAGUGGAAAACACAAUCAGAUGUAUUCGGGGAAUUCAUGCUGGGAUGGUAUGCAAAUGGCCUUGAAUUUCGCUGAUAAUCAGGUGCUUCGCAAAUUUGGUUUCCUGCACCCUCACCUACUGGAUUCCUCUGUCUCUGCGGUGCCGUUUGAUUACCCGGCGUGAAAGACCACCAUAAAAAGAGAAGAAUACCGGUCAGAUUGUCUUUACAGAUUAUUACUAGUUUGGUUCAAAAGGCUGGAAUAUUUUAACAUAUGGUCGGGAAAUGCAACGUGACGAGCAUUUGUGGCUGUGGUACUAGGUGGAUCAGUAUUCAGUGGAAAGGCUGUGCUUCAAAAAUGAUUUAUUAUGAAGCUCGUUAAGCAGAAUUUUAGGCACUUAAUUAUUUAUAAUAUUCAGUUCCUCUCCUGGUAAUCGGGAAUCUCCCAUCUCUUUGUGAGGCAUGGAGGAGUAAAAUUAUGAGCAUAUUUAUUACUGGUCAUAGAGAUUUGGUAUAUGUAAAUUAAGUAUACAUAGUGUUUUAGUAUCUCUUAAUAGAUUUGUUGAGGAAAUUGGAAA
Messenger RNA from Ziziphus jujuba (common jujube), 2207 nucleotides. Its product is annotated as galactomannan galactosyltransferase 1. The record is from RefSeq and is a predicted model, not a curated record. The transcript is spliced from 2 exons. Bases 447 to 1814 code for a protein of 455 amino acids. Lineage: Eukaryota; Viridiplantae; Streptophyta; Magnoliopsida; Rosales; Rhamnaceae. Gene Ontology annotation, molecular function: galactosyltransferase activity. Gene Ontology annotation, cellular component: membrane; endosome; trans-Golgi network.